UGCGCAUUUUAGUGUCAAAAGGAAAAAAAUACACUUCUAAAAUCCUCGUCUUAUUCUCUGCAAUGUUUGCAAAACCUGUAUAACUUUAUAUGAACCUUCUAAGACUGAGGGCUGACGUUUUCAAUUGUAAAAAGUCAAUAAGGGAUUUAUUUUGAAAUUCCCGACCGGAGUCUAGUAUCUCAGUCUGUCUAACCUGACACACUCUGCCUCUGCCGUUGCACCGGCUUCUCUCUCGUCCCAGCCAUUUGUUUAAAUCUAGCCACGAACAGCCUGUGUAUUGUCUGCGUGUUGUCGCAGUGAGUCGGGGGCCAGGAGGCGCUUUUUCCGCAGACGUCGACAUGCCGAGAAGAGCGGAGACGUGUCCUUCGGACUCACUUGAGUGAUGCCCCCAUCAUAGGCCCCGUUGUCUUAUUACCGGAGCGCGUUCCUCUUAUAUGGUAAUGGUCCGGUGAGAUGCAGUCAAGGAUCACGAGCGGGUUUUCUCUGCGAUAAGGAACAGACCGUCCCUUGAAAAAUGAAGAUUUGGAGCACGGAACAUGUUUUCGGUUACCCAUGGGAGACAGUGAUCAAGGCUGCCAUGAGGAAGUACCCCAACCCCAUGAACCCCAAUGUGGUCGGGGUGGACGUGUUGGACCGCAGUUUGGACACAGAGGGACGCCUUCACAGCCACCGGCUCCUCAGCACAGAGUGGGGCCUGCCGGGGAUCGUACGAACGAUUCUGGGAACCAGCCACACACAGACCUAUGUGAAGGAGCAUUCAAUAGUCGACCCAGAGGAGAAGAAAAUGGAGCUGUGUUCCACAAAUAUCACUCUGACUAACUUCAUAUCGGUGGAUGAGAGGCUUCUUUACAGGCCACACCCAGACAACCCUGACGUAACUGUCCUGACGCAGGAAGCCAUCAUUACAGUGAAGGGAGUCAGUCUGAGCAGUUACCUAGAGGGGAUGAUGGCCAGGAGAAUGUCGGCUAAUGCCAGGAAGGGUUGGGAUGCGAUUGAGUGGAUCAUUCAGAACUCUGAAAGAGAGAACGUACCUCUCUGUGACAUAUACUAACUCUGGAAUCCUUUCCUCGGCUACACCCGACGAACCACAGGGGAUUCCUUAGCAUCUCCAGAUGCUCUGCAGGUGGUACUCACGCCAUUGGAGAGGUUUAGUGGAUUCCACCCCGGCCCCCACCCCCACGUACCCUCUCUCUACGUGCACUACAGGAACAGAAAUGUCUGCCAAAGCUGAAUGAAUGAGAGUAGUAUUUAAGUGCAGUGAGGCCAAGACUGGUGGAUCUGGCUCGCUGCUAAUUCACUGAUCAUUAGCCUGUUAACUAAAACAAGCGGCAAGUGCAGGCAAAGCAGAGAGUUGCAUCAGCUUUACCAGCCUGCCAGACCUCACUGGCUCGAAUAUAGUAUUACUCCACCACAUUUACUUUCAUCUCAUGCCAUGUCAUCGGUUUACAAGGACACACACAUGCACAACCAAGGUAGCGUACAAUGUUAUUAAUAUGCAACCAACUUUCUAACUUUAUUUGAACUAAUGUCAUUCCUCUCUAAUGUCAAACACUGGGAUCAGAGCGAUGGUAGCCCUGUGUGUUGCAAGGGGGAACAAAUUGUAGAUGUGUCUGCAUGAUAGUAGUUAAUAUGGAGGGAGGUUUUUAAAGAAGAAAAUAUUUAGAUCACGUCGUUUCUCCGAGAGAAACGGGAAUGUACCUCUAACAUAUAGCCUUGUUUUUCUGUUCUCGAGGCAACAAUGCACCGGCAACUUUUUGACGCGCACACACUGGGAGCUUGAAACCAGCAGAUCUAUAAACGUGUAAACAUUUAUUUUCGCUUUGAAACGAUGCCCGUGUGUUGUUGCCUCGCCAGCAGUGUCAUGCCUUUUCCCGUCAUACUCACCAUGCUUCCAAAAGUCGAACUACUCCAUAGAAGCUACCUGCGCACCCUGACGACCAGGGCAGUACUGUACAUGCAAUGCAGCAGUGGAAGAAGCACACUGUGUCUUAACGUGCUAAUUCAUAUUUCUGGGAAAAGAUUUAAUAGUUGUAUAGAUAUUAUUUAUUUAAAAUACAUUGUGUAAAUGAUGACAUUGCUUAUAUUCAGUGUGUUGUGUAAAAAAUUGUUGUUUUUUUUAUUUUGAUUUCAACAGUUGUGUUACUGGGACGAUUAAAACAAUUGUUUGAGAAGAAAACAAAGUGAGCACGCCGUUUUUUAUUGCCGCUCAUUGACAUAUAGUGAAAGUGGGGUGUGUGAACUAGCGGGUAACGCUAGUCUGUGGCUGAGAUGCCUUGAGGCGAGCACCUGUGGCUGCCCCUGCUCACCUGGAUGGGUUAAAUGGGGAGAACAAAUUCUUUGUAACUUGUAACCUGGAGUUCUUUGGUUAACCUUCCAAGACCCAAGCUUUAGUUUGGUGUGCAUUUUUAAUAUGGGAUUAGCAGGACCUAAGAAUAUCCUCAUAUGUGGACACGGGGACUGUGUCUCUACAUAUCACAAAAAAGUCACCAAUAUGUAACAAUGCAUAAAACUUCCUUAGACAGAAUUGUCCAUGUUGUAGCUCGUUACUAUUAACAGUUUGUUAAAUCUGUCAUAUCAAACUAGAAAAGUUAAAAAGCGUGAACAAGUUUCAACCGUAGUCUGAUGAGGUUUUGUACCUUGUCCACUUUCGUGCCGUGAUUGAAUGAAUCAGCCCGCUAACAUGAUGUGACACAAACUUGUGCAUGGACCCUUUGCGACCACUAGAUGGCAGACUAAAGUAUCCACUUAUGAGGACAACAGAUCAAAAUGAAAACUGAAUGUCCACAUAUGAGGACGCAGGGUCUCAGGAGGUUAAAAGACAUUGAAUGAAUGAAGAAAAAAAAAUCAUUGUCCUCCCUCAAUUCACAGGUGUCAAACAUACGGCCCGCAGGCCAAAAUCUGACCCAUGGCAUGAAUUUGCAAGCUUUCAAAAAUUAGAUUGAAGACAUCAACUGCAUUGUUCAUUACAUGCUUUCUAAUAGUGCAGUUCAUUGAAAGUAAACAUUUUCAUAGUGUGCUUAUCUGAACUAAAACAACAUUUGGACUUGUUAUUGUGUUACUGGUCUGUCCAAACUGGGCAGAAUGUGGCCCGUGAACUAAAAUGAGUUUGACACCCCUGCCUUACUCAGGAGGAUUUUCAAUAAACACAGAAUCCCUCGAAUCAGGGACACGCUGAGGCGGAAACUUGUUCACCCCGAAGACAAAACACCAAGGAGAGAGCAGCAACGCAGCUCAGCGCAGCGAGGAAUGCACAGACAAAACAACCCCUUCACAGGCUCAACGCUGGAGAGACAGCUCAUCGGGUCAGGAUUACAGAGUCCACCUACCCCUGAAGGACGAGGGACACUCUUUUGAAGACAGCAACGUGUGCAUUUUAGCCAGAGAAGACGGAUAGUUUUAAAGAGGAGUAAAGUAAAAUUGGAAAACCCCUCUCAAGGAUUCAAGGAUUUUUAUUUCUCAUUCGCAACCAUGAGAUGGAAUAAAAAUUAUGCAGUCAGGCCUUGGAUUAUUUCCUGUAUACAGAAAUUAAAUAAACAGUGUAGAUAAGAAUAAACAGUAUAGAUACGAAUAAAGAUAAACAAAGUGGAAAUAUAAAUAAAAACAACAACAAAGCAGCAUGAAUUUGUUUGUGCAAGGAAAGUGUGCAAAACACUGGGCUGUGCAAAUCACACAGCUCCACCAGAGUUUAACAGUCUUACAGCUUCUGGGAAGAAGCUGUUCCCCAGUCUGGUGGUGAAGUGUGUGGUGAUUUUUCAACUACUUACAACAUGAUCUGUGCCAAAAAAGUCUCACUUCCAUUUGCAGUGUGGUUCUGGGGGUUUCCGCCCAUUAAUAGGUCAUUAAAGUACCAGUCAUUGGAGGAGGAAAAGACUGAAACACAACAAAUUCCUCCAAUUACAGGCGAGUUAACAGACUAAAACCAUGCGAGCAACAUCCACAGAUGUUGCAAAUAAGAACCUAAUGUACCCACCAGUCGCUUAGAACUUAAUGGAUGAGUGGUUGCGACAUCUUCUUGAAGACUCGAACAUCCAGUCGCCUUUUAGUUUUUACACAUAUACCAUGACAUGUCAUCUAGAUGACUUUCAUUCUUCACCGACACAUUUGUUUGAGUCAAUCAUGAAGGAAAUCCUGCAGAAAAGCAAAACUUGUGGUAGUCGAGCGAGCAGAUGCACUAAAAUGACCUCAAAUGCCUAGAUUAUUCCCUUUUAAAUAUUACAUUGCAGUUUGACAUUUGUCCAAUAGAGGGCACACAUUUGCUGCAAUCUACAGCAUCAGCUGUCUCCCUGCUAGAACUAAACAAACAGUUUAGCGCUCAAUAAAAUGUCAUGACUGACGGCAGAGGUAACGUCAUUUACUUUUAUUUCUUCAUCAGAACAUAAACAGAAUGCAUUGCAUAGCAUGUACAUAGUCCCUCACUGUCUGAGCAGUGAACCUCGGAGUCAAACUGCACCUUUACACCUCAUAGUUCUUACUCCUUCAAACCCAAGUGCGCAAGUUGAACCACCUGCGGAAAUCCCAAUAAAUAAAUAAGUAAACACAAUCAGCUCAGUGUUUUUUUCUAUAUAAAAACAAAACAAAAAAAUAGAUCAUGCAGGAAGCUAUAGAAAAAUAGGAUAUUUCAAACAGCUGACUUUGGUGUGAGAGUGUCAAAGCUUCUGUAAAUAACCUGCAAUCAUUGCAAACUAGGCAUUGGUUGUACCUGUACUGUUUCAAGUUUUUAUGACAAAAAGGCACACGCCAUUGUUGUACUGCCUUUGAAUACAAUCUUUGGUAAUACCGCACUCAAGUGCUGCUGAAAACAAACACACCAUAAAAAAAAGAAAAAUUAUCAAAUCAAUAUAAAAGUGAAAAAGAACAACACAAAAUAGAAAAGAUACCGUGGUGUCAACAUGUCAAAGAAUCCUCACAGACGACGACUGAUUAUUUACCGACUCUCGCUUCCAUUCCUUUUCUCUUUAUAGGUCACGACAUGCUAUUAUUCAUCUCAGUGCCAAAAUAGAUUACCAUUGGUUCAGUACUGCAUCUGGACUUUAAGUCACAUUGCACACACC
Mugil cephalus (flathead mullet) is the source of this 5051-nucleotide messenger RNA. It is a transcript of the gene prelid3a, whose product is annotated as PRELI domain containing 3A. The record is from RefSeq and is a predicted model, not a curated record. The transcript is spliced from 7 exons. NCBI's taxonomy places the organism in Eukaryota, Metazoa, Chordata, Actinopteri, Mugiliformes, Mugilidae. The coding region runs from base 515 to 1051 and encodes 178 amino acids. Gene Ontology annotation, biological process: phospholipid transport. Gene Ontology annotation, cellular component: mitochondrial intermembrane space. Gene Ontology annotation, molecular function: phosphatidic acid transfer activity.